UAGAAUUAAGACAUCCGGGAUAAAUGACUCAGCUGAGCUCAAUGAAGCCAAAACAUGUGCGUCCAGGCUUAAUUGGUUGCACAAAGACCAAGCCAGGAUGAGCAGACACGGAUUCAUUAAACCAGGUGAAACCAAUCCUGGAUAGGUGCGCGCUCACGGCUCACUCAAAUAGACCCCGCCACAGAUCACAGAUUAACUAAUUUACCAUGGCAACUAGAGCCGCGUACUUUUCCCCGUCGGAAGCACAAAUCCUCAUGGAGGCAUACGAGGAGGUAAAAGAUAUAAUUAAGAAGAAAGGCAACACCGCCACAGUGAUAAAGCAAAGAGAAAAAGCGUGGCAAAGUAUUGCAGACCGCCUGAAUGCAUUAAACAUGAACGGGCCAAAACGGACAUGGCAGCAGGUCAAAAUCAAAUACAAGAACAUUCUGCAGAAUGCAGUGAAAAAGAAUACCCACAGACAAGGCACGGGUGGUGGGUCACCAAAGGCUGACCUUACCCCAGCAGAGGACAUGGCCUUGGAGCUAAAUAAAGGCAGGCCCGUCUUAGAGGGGAUCCCUGGGGGGAAAGAGACGAGCAUAGGUUCCUCCCAAGAUGCCACCCGCUUCAUUCAAGUGCCUGGCAGCACUGUGUUCCUGUUAGAGCCACCAGCACAAGCACCAGACGAUGCUGAUCCAGAUGAAGGCCCCAGUGCAGCAGCAACAGCACAUGAUGGAGACGAUGAGGAGGAGGAGACCAUCUCUCUGGAUUCCAGAAGGCAUGAGGACCCAGAUGCUAUACAGUGGGAAAACCAGCCUGGCAACAUAAGCUCACAAGCUAUCAGAAAGUUGUAUGGCAACCACCUCCGGCGCCAAAUAGAACUGGCAGACAUAGACAUUCAGUACAAGAAGAAAAAGAUGGAAAAUCUUGCACUGGAGUCCGAAAUAAAAAAGAGGACAAUUAGGAAACUGGACCUUGAAAUAAAAAAACUUGAGAGGGAGCUCCAAGAAGAUGACACAGCUCAAAAUAAAAAUGAGCAAUCAGUACAACCAAGUCAUCGUUAUAAGGCAUCGCCCUCUUUUGCCCACCCCCCCAGCACCAGGUGUGGCCACUAGCCUAUAUGAAGGCCCAAAAUUGUGUGUUCCUUUCUGCUCUGACAAUGGCAUGCCCAUUCGUGCGAGAUGUGGUGGAUGAAGAAGCACUUGUGCUGAGGAGAGCCUUCAGGCGAGAAAGGGUCUUCAGGGACCGGUUGGACCCACUGGCCUUCCCUGAUGACCAUCUAUAUGAAAGAUACAGGUUUUCUGCAGAUGGCAUCAGGUAUCUAUGCAGACUACUGGGUCCCAGGAUUAAGCACCGCACUGCACGGAGCCAUGCACUGAGUGUGGAGCAAAUGGUUUGUGUGGCCUUGCGCUUUUUUGCUAGUGGAGCCUUCCUGUACUCAGUGGGGGAUGCAGAACAGCUGAACAAGGCCACAAUUUGCCGCACAAUAAGGAGUGUGUGUCUGGCUAUCAAAGCAUUAGCAGAUGUCUUCAUCUCCUUCCCUGGUCACAGAAGACUCUGUGACAUCAAAGAGGAGUUCUAUAGGAUUGCAGAUGGUCUGCAAUGCUGACUGUGUGAUCAGCAAUGUUGUGGCAAAAUGGCCUGGCUCAGUCCAUGACUCCAGAAUCUUUCGGGCCUCUGAAAUCUAUCAGUGCCUAUCACAAGGUGAAUUCUCUGGUGUGUUGCUGGGAGACAGGGGUAUGGCUGCCAGCCUUUUCUCCUGACACCUUUCACAGACCCCCAGGAAGCACAGCAGGCCUACAACCAUGCCCAUGCCAGGACCAGGGCCAGAGUUGAAAUGACCUUUGGCCUCCUGAAGGCACGCUUUCACUGCCUUCACAAAUUAAGGGUCAGCCCUGUUAGGGCAUGUGAUAUUACUGUGGCUUGUGCUGUCCUCCACAAUGUGGCCUGCCUGAGGAAGGAGAGGGCCCCAGAGUGCCACCAGCCAUGGACUGGGACAAUCCGGCAAUCUUCCCUGAUGACGACAGUGGUCGGCUGCUGAGGGACCAAUAUGUGUUGAAUUAUUUUAGUUAGUAUGUGUGCUUUCAAUUUUGGUUAAAUAUGUCCUGCGGUGGCAGAGGAAUUUGGUUUUUUUUGGGUUCGUUUUUGACGAAUUUGGCCUCUUAUGAUGUUUGUGCGGUAUACUGUGUGUAAUACAAGGCUGCAGGAGGCUACUGCAUCCAUUCAUUUGUCUGUUCAGUUGAUGUGUAUGGAUUUGUCCUGCAUUUAUUUUAGUGUGCAGACAUGCAGGGUGUGUUAUAUACAGACCUUUGAAUGUGUAUGUAUCAUUUUGUAUAAUAUGCUUGGAUUCUGUGCUUUCCAUCUUGUAGAGUCACUGUGACUUCAGUUUCGAAAGGAGCUGAUGGUUUACCUGCUUUGUUUUGUCCUUAUUCAAUAAAGGAACAUAAUGUUACA
Molecule: messenger RNA, 2430 nt
Organism: Oncorhynchus nerka (sockeye salmon)
Lineage: Eukaryota; Metazoa; Chordata; Actinopteri; Salmoniformes; Salmonidae
Exons: 11
Coding region: 207-1091 (294 amino acids)
Cellular component (GO): nucleus
Source: RefSeq, a predicted model, not a curated record